CAUAUUCGUGACAAAAAGAAUCCGACUGAAUUUUCUCUUAAAGCCAUCAGAUCUGAAAUCAGAUUUCACACUAACCCUGGGUUAUAUUAACCUAGCUAGAACAAGCCGGCCCAGAUCCCUAUGUUUUUGUGGGCAUCAUAGGGCAUCAUAAUAGGCCGAGGUGCAGGGAUUAGCUGAGCUGAAAGUUACUUUAUUGCACAAGUCCUGAUAACUCAGAUGGACAAACCAUUUGGACUAGUACAGUCCUCUAUUUUCUUGACCUUGGUGAUUUUCCUAAGCCAUGGCGCAGCCUUACAAAGAAACGCUACAGUCCUUGUGCUCGGUGGUGGGAUAUCAGGAAUUGCUGCUGCGAAGACAUUGAGCGAUAUGGGAAUUAACGAUUUUGUGAUUUUGGAAGGCACAGAUAGAAUUGGUGGAAGAAUGAGGAAGACGAAAUUCCAAGGGACAACUAUCGAAAUGGGCGCAAACUGGAUUCAAGGAGUCAAGGGAAAUCCAAUCGAGAGACUGAAAGAGAUAUGUGGAUUGCAAGGAAAGGUUGAAAACAGAUCAUUUGUUAUUAGAAAUGAAACCGGAAAUAACACUACUGAGAGAGGAAAAAUGGCCCUUCUGAAACAUGAAGAGGAUGUAUUGAACAAAAUGAUUGACAUGCGCCGGCAGAUGGGUGGUGCAGACAUUUCUGCUCGAGUUGGUCUGCGUCUUACAGACUGGCUUCCAUCAAACCCGGAAGAAAUGGCUACAGAGUACUUUGAAUAUGACUUUGAAUAUGCUGUUCCACCUAAAUACGUUUCUCUCCGUGCAGGAAUAGCCAACCAUGGAAUUAUUCAUUCAGUGGGUGGGGAACAGUUUUUUGUUACUGACCCUAGAGGAUAUGUGCAUAUUGUGGACUGUCUAGCAGGAAUGUUUCUGGAACCUGGAGAUUCCCGUUUGCAGUUAAACACAACUGUCGAAGAAAUAAAAUGGAGUGAAAAUGGCGUUAAUGUCGUCACCGACAAUGGAGAUGUGUACAAUGCAGAUUACGCGUUGCUAACUUUUAGUAUUGGUGUCCUGCAGAGCGGAUUGGUGACGUUCACACCUCAACUCCCUGAGUGGAAGUUAGAAGCUAUUUUUAAACUCAGUAUGGUGAUUUACACCAAGAUUUUUAUCAAAUUUCCGUCAAAAUUCUGGGAUGAUGAAGAAUACAUUCUCUAUGCUUCUCAAAGGAGAGGAUACUACACAAUGAUGCAGAAUUUGGAAGCUGAUUCUCGGCUACCCAAAGGGACUAACAUUCUACUGAUAACUGUCACAGAGGAAGAGUCUGUUAGGCUGGCCUACCAGUCCAAUGAAAAGACCCAAGAAGAAAUCAUGGAAGUAUUAAGAGGUAUGUAUGGAAAGAACAUUCCAGAGCCAAUAGACAUUUACUAUCCCAGAUGGGGACUUGACAGGUAUUUUUUUGGAUCCUGGGCAAACCUACCCAUUGGAAUUUCUAGGCAAGACUAUGUUAAUCUUCAGGCACCAGUCAAGCAGGUGUUUUUUGCCGGAGAAGCAACACAUGAGUUGUACAAUGGUUACGUCCAUGGUGGAUACUUGACAGGAGUGGAGCAAGCAAAAAACAUAGCAAAGCAUGUAAAAACUGGAUCUUUUAAUGAUGAAAACAAGGCAGUCAUCUAACAGUAAUGUGUCUAAAUAGAAAAUGUAUGCCGGAGGACAGCACUAAUUUAAAUCAAAAACAAAUUGAAUCAAGAUGACCUUCACCUUGUUACAUGCCAGAUCCACAUACUCUUGAUAAAAUAUAUCACUUCUUGAAUUAUUCUUUCACCUUAUAGUACAUCAGAAUACUAUACACAUGAUAAGCAUUUCAUAUUUUGUAGUUCAAAUAUUCAAUAUUUUCCUUGAAAAACCAAAAAUACUGUAUUUCACAGAUUCAUGUUUGUGAUCCAAUGUUCAACAAAUUUAAAAGUUUGGGUAGAUGGAUCUACUCUUGUAAAGGAAGAGAAUCAGAUAACAAGGCUCUACACUUUAGUUAUUUGAAGGUUACUGGCAAUCAUAUAAUGAGAGUCUUAAAAUUAGCUAUAUAUCAUAUUUGAUUUUAAAAAAUUGACUUAAUUAUGGCCCAAAAUGAUAAAAAUACAAUGGAAAAAACCUUGAAAUAAAAACACCCACAUCUAUGAAAAUCUAAAGUUAAAUAAAAUGUUAAAGCUGCAAGUAACAGUUUAAUAUGGACCAUUCUGCACACUUCAACCUUAAGCUGUUAUCGCAAGUUUUUUAGUAUGGUGAGGGGUUUCAUAACUUGUCUCAGCUUUUCUGAUCUUUGUGAAUAAGUUGACAAAUUGUCACCUGGAAAUUUUGCUUGGUAAAUAUCAGGAUAGGACCUCUCAAACUAUGAAACAAAAUAAUAAAUACAAUCAUGUUUGCUAUUACAAUCUUAGUAACACAUGUUUAAAGCAGGAUGGACAUGAGUGAUGUAACCUGAGUAUAACAACUAAUGACUUGUCUAUUCCUCCUGUCAUACUUCAUUCCUCCUUCUCUCUUCUGUAACCUGCCCCUCCUCCCCCAUUUUAUCUCUGCUACAAACAUUUACAUGUUGUCAUCUUCACCCUUUCCUUGACAGUAAUGGCCUUAUGCAUCCCCUCCUCCCUCCCUGCUCCCCUCCUCCCAGGAACCCUAAGCUGCAGAUUUACAGCCAUGGAAGGAGUAGAAGAUUUUCUCAAGUCUAACAUUCAUGUUUUGCUGAUUGUUUUGGGUAUGAAAAUUUUUUCCACAGUCUUCUUUAGGGCCAGGGAACAAAAUAAAUAACUAUUGUAUAAAAAAACAUACCAGUUUAAGUUGCUUCUUUCUUUCUUUUGUACUUAUACUCUCAUCCUCUACAAUUUUGUUGAGUAGAUCCUUAAGCGAACGUUGAGAUGUAAUCAAGGUCUGUUCUUUGUACUCUUCAGGGGUGACCCUUUGACAAAAUGUUACUGUAGAUGGCACAGUUGACUGAAAAUAUGUGAACAGAAAUAA
Messenger RNA from Pocillopora verrucosa, 2979 nucleotides. RefSeq lists its product as uncharacterized. NCBI's taxonomy places the organism in Eukaryota, Metazoa, Cnidaria, Anthozoa, Scleractinia, Pocilloporidae. Gene Ontology annotation, molecular function: oxidoreductase activity. The record is from RefSeq and is a predicted model, not a curated record.